Molecule: messenger RNA, 2172 nt
Organism: Exophiala bonariae
Lineage: Eukaryota; Fungi; Ascomycota; Eurotiomycetes; Chaetothyriales; Herpotrichiellaceae
Exons: 1
Coding region: 1-2172 (723 amino acids)
Biological process (GO): regulation of DNA-templated transcription; chromatin remodeling
Cellular component (GO): nucleus
Molecular function (GO): ATP-dependent H2AZ histone chaperone activity
Source: RefSeq, a predicted model, not a curated record
AUGUCUGACGAAGAUGGGACUCAAGACACCCCACAAUUAUCGGAUAGCGACUCCAGCGAAAAUGAAUCCGAUGAAGAGCCUAUUGAAUCCCUUGUUGCCGGCCGUGAGCGAAGAAAGACAGCAGGCAACCGUUACGAUCGAGAAACCAUACUAGAAGAAGCCCCAGCAGAAGACGAUCCUGAUGAAGUUGCACUUUUAUUCGCCGACAAUGAAGACGAAGUGGACGAAGAAUUCAAGAGUGACGAUGGAGACGAUGAGGCUGAUAUGUCGUCCAGCGAUGACGAUGAUCAAGGUCCCAACGCUGCAGCAGAUGAUCUUGAGGGUGAGAAAGAGAUAGUGAAGCAGGCCAAGGACGAAAGAUCCAAAAAACGCAAGGCAGACCUAGCAUUGACCAGUGUUUCUGGCCUGCGCAAAAAGCUUAAGACAGAUCCCACGCAGCCAAAUCUACCGGCAGCCAAAUCGAAGCCUUCUAAGAAAAAGGAAAGAGUGACUUGGGUACAUGCGCAAGACUCGGGCCGAAGCUCUCUACGAAAACAAACCAUUGCCCACCGAGCAGAAACGAUUCAGCGGUUGAAGGAGAGUGAGGCACAGAGUAAGAAGUUGAAGGCAUUGAAGGAGAAAAGAGAUCGCGAACGAGCAGAAGAUGCACCAAAGGAAUUGACACAAGCCGAUCGUCUAGCUGAGGCAGCUAGGACUGAGAGGCAGAAUGCUAAAAGCCUGAACCGAUGGGAAGCAACAGAAAAGAAGAGACAAGAGGAACAAGCGGCAAAAUUGGCAGCGCUCAAGAAUCGUAAGCUGGAAGGUCCUGUGGUCAGUUGGUGGAGCGCAAAAGCCACAUGGAUUGGUCCUCGACUGAACAAGAUUGGUACGAAGGACGGAGGAGAUGUUCUGGAAGGAGGCAAUGAUACAGGUGGAACGAUAACGAAGAAGAAGCCUGGAAGGAAGACCAAGGCAGAACUCGAAAGACUAGCUGCUGAAAAGAACGCUGCAAACAACACAUCCGAAACAGUGCAGCCAGCUGGGAUGCCACUUCCACCAGGAGUGACCCAGCCAGAUGCCGAUCCAAAGAAGACAGAGAACAAUCUUCCACCCGUUGUGCUCCCAGAGACGAAGCCCGAAAGUGCAGGAUCUAGUCAGGAAAAUGCAGCGGACGGCUCUGCAACUGCCAGCGCGGUCCCAGAAACAAGGGAGAUGUCGACUGCAGCACAAACGGGUCCACCAACUAACGAUAAGAUUUCUGAGCCUCAGAAGACAGCAGACGCCCCGGAACCAGACCCAAUAACUAACUCCCCCACAGCACCAGCAGUCUCUCUUCUCCAGGGUAUCUUUGAGUACGCCUCCAUGGACGAAGGUGCGCCCAUACCUCUCAAGGGAUCGGUCGACGAAAAACGUCCCUCUGGUCCAACGAUGGCAGAACGAAAGGAUCCUGAUGUACCAAUGAUGGAUGAUGCGGCAGGUGAAUCCAUCAACACAACGGCGGGUGUUCCAGCGACCAGCCAAAUCACCCCGUCGAAUGUCGAACCACAUCCGCAAAAGAAUGCGAUUCCGAACACAGCUGUGACAGCCCAGGUGCCACCACCUGCGCCACCAGUACCUCUGCCAGCACCAGCACCAGAAGCCGAAGGAGUUCGCCCAGACGAUGCCGUCCAUUCAAAGGAUGUGGUGAAGACCACACAACUAUCGGCACCAUCAGGAGCAUCAACAUCAUCAUCAUCAAUACCACCAACGCCGACGGUAAUCGGCAGCGAUGUUGUCAAAAGCGAGCCAUUGGAGCAGCCACCUCUAGAGGCAAAGACCAGUGAGGUUCUGCCCGAACCUGUGGUUGGAUAUUCUACUCGAAACCUCGUCAUAUUGGAAAAGUUCGAUGGGCUGAGCAGUCAAGCGCGACAGGAUUAUUCAUUAUUCUACAAUCAGCGGAAACUCGGAAAAACAGUGAAGUCACUCAAACAUAGUCAAGAUCUAUGUCCUAUCACUGCUCUACCGGUCCGAUAUCGUGAUCCAGCUACUGGUAUUGGGUUUGCAACGGCGGCAGCCUACAAGAAACUCCAGGAGCUGAAGGAUUAUGGCUUUGCCUGGAGUGGUAUGCUGGGGUGUUAUGUCGGUCGCAAUGGGGCAGUUGCAGCACGAGGAGUCCCAGAUGGCUUUCUUCAGGAGACUCAGACUCAGACAUGA